AUCCGGGGCGCCAAAGGCAGCCUAGGCGCCCGGGGCACCUUCCUCCUUCGCCUUUGCUCUGCGAGACAGAGAGGGAGAGUGUGUGCGCGGAGUGUGGCCUGCCUGCCUCCCUCCUUUUCCCUUUCCUCUCUCUCUCUCUCUCCUCCUCCUCCGCCGCCGCUGCCCUUUGAUCCCUUGCCUUAGUGUUAGUUAGGGGCCGGGAGACACGCAGGGAGCAGCAGCCAUCGCCGUUGCUGCUGCUGCUUCGGAGCCCUCCUCCUCCUCUUCUUCCUCUUGACACCGCCGCAUAUGAGCCACCCAUUAGGUCCCUUCUCCUUCUCCUUCCCAUUGAGGAAUAUCGCGACCGGGGAGCAGCCAGGUGCACGGCCGGAGAAGGAAGGAAAGGAGGAGGAGGAGGAGGAAGAAGAAGAAGGGAAAGGGGGAUCGGAGAAGGGAAGAAAGGAAAGGUGGAGGAGGAAGGGCAAAGAGGGGGAGGAAAGGGGGCAGAGGGGAAUCCCUGCCUCUCCCUCCUCCCCAAAAGAAGGCGCCCGACCAAGCCAAGGCAGGCACCUUUUGCCCCCUCCUCCAACCUCUCUCUCUCUCUCUCUCUCUCUCUCUUCUUCCUCCUCCUUAACCCGCUCUCCCGUUGAACCGAGGAGGAGAAUGUGAAAAGGAGGGGGAGAAAAAAUGCCCAGGAGGAAGCAGGAGCAGCCCAAGCGCCUCUCGUCUUCUUCUUCUUCACAUGGUACUAGACAGGAAGAAGCUGAAGGUGAGCUUAGCGAAGAGGAGCAUUGGUAUGGAAACUCCUCAGAAACCCCAUCGGAAGCAUCUUAUGGAGAGGUCCAGGAGAACUUCAAAUUGUCCUUUGAGGACAGACUUCAAGAACAGUCCACAUCUCCAGACACUUCCUUGGGAAGUGCAACUCCUAGCAGCAAUACAUUGGAGCUGGCAACGGUGGAGAAUGAGGCUGUACGGGAUAUGUUACAAAACAAAGAACACCUUUCUCCUGGUGUGUCUUCUGUGUGCGAAGAUGACACUCCUGGUUCAAAUAAGCCACUGAGUAGUAACUUGAGACGUCUGCUGGAGGCUGGUUCUCUCAAGCUAGACACUAGUAUAAGAGUGAACGGCAGGGUUGAGUCCCCUGUAAAUCUAGGCUCAAAUAUCUCCUUUUCUCCACCUACCCAUCAUGCUCAGCAGCUAAGUGUCCUUGCUAGAAAGCUAGCUGAAAAACAGGAACAAAAUGACCAAUACAGCUCAAGCAACCGGUUUAUAUGGAAUCAGGGCAAAUGGUUGCCUAACUCAACUCCCCCUUGCAGCUUAUCUCCAGACUCUGCAAUCCUAAAACUGAAAGCAGCUGCCAAUGCAGUCCUUCAGGAUAAGUCACUUUCUCGAACUGAAGAUCCAAUAAGGUUUGAAACCUUUUCUUCCCCAUUUAGUUCGCAGUCUGCAAGCUCCACCUUAGCGGCAUUAUCAAAGAAAGUCAGCGAAAGAAGCAUGACUCCUGGGCAGGACCACCCACCGCCAGCUAGCUCUUUCCUUUCUCUCGCCUCAAUGACUUCUUCGGCAGCUCUGCUUAAGGAGGUUGCAGCCAGAGCGGCAGGCAGUCUUUUGGCUGAGAAGAAAAAGUCGCUGGUUGUAGAAGAUCCCCUGCAGCUUUCAGACAUGAAGCAAGAGAAAGUAACUCCACCGCAGUCUUUGGAAUUAUUGUUACUCCCAGCCCCUAAAGGAAGAACUUCUAAAACCACUAACCCAGCCUCAGAAGAGGAAGGUGGGAAACCUUUCCAGUGUCCAAUAUGUGGCCUGGUGAUAAAACGGAAGAGCUAUUGGAAGAGACACAUGGUGAUUCAUACAGGCUUGAAAAGUCAUCAGUGCCCUUUGUGCCCAUUUCGCUGUGCACGCAAGGACAAUCUCAAAUCACACAUGAAGGUUCACCAACACCAAGACCGGGGGGAAACAUUUCAGUGCCAGCUAUGUCCGUUUACUUCUUCUCGCCACUUCAGCCUGAAACUCCACAUGCGUUGCCAUCAACACUUCUUGAGGACAGAAGCCAAAGUGAAGGAAGAGGUCCCAGAAAUGGAUGUUAAAGUGUCACCCCUGCUAAAUGACAACUCCAGAUUGGGGCAGCAAGGAGAUGGAGGAACUGAUCACACAGGGGCUGUGGCCAUGGCUUCAAAAACACCUGAGGCAGUUGGGCAAGGAGGAGGUGCCAUCCCUCCUCUGCUGGUUAAGGAAGAGCCCAAAGAUGACAACAAUACCCCAUCCUUCCCUCUCGGUGUUGUUGAUAGAAUCACCACCAACAGCACUAAGCUAAAAGACUCCAUUGACUUUGUGACCAAUACAGCGUCAGCACUUUUCAGCCAGGAUAUCUCUGUGAAGAUGGCUUCAGAUUUUCUCAUGAAACUCUCAGCUGCAAAUCAAAAGGAACCCUUGACUCCAAUAUUCAAAGUGAAAGAUGAACCGAAAGAUGAGGAAAAUGAAUCCACUUUGCCUAAAUCCAGUUACAUUUUCAGCCAGGAACCUGAAACAUCUGCUCCAAGCAUUCCCGAGGAGAAUCUCAAAUCACAGGAAGUGCCAGCAAAUGUAUUACAGCAGGACAUGUCAGUCAAAGCAGCAUCUGAACUUCUCAUGAAGCUAUCAGCGGAAAGUUACAAGGAAUCCCAGGCGAUAAAGAUUAAAGAAGAGCCCAUGGAAGUUGAUAUUCAGGAUCCCCAAGCCUCAGUUUCACCCAGCCAAAACAUCAGUUAUAGCACUUUACUCAGGCAAGAGAUAACUGAACACAUACAAAAGAUACCAGAAGGCCGCGUACUCCCUGAGAGAAACCUCUUCAGCCAAGAUAUAUCAGUAAAGAUGGCUUCGGAGCUACUUUUUCAAUUGUCAGAAAAAGUGAGCAAAGAACACAAUCACUGUAAAGAUAACACCAUUGCAGCUACAACCAGCCCUUUUUUUUCAGAAGAUACAUUUAGACAAUCACCAUUCACUUCCAAUUCAAAAGAUCUCCUGGCUAAUGAAACCGCUGUUCCUGGAAAGACGACAGUAACAGAUACAGAGAAGAUAGGGCUGGAAGCUGGAAAUGGGUUACCAUCUUGGAAAUUUAAUGACCAGCUCUUUCCCUGUGAUGUGUGUGGAAAAGUGUUUGGCCGACAGCAGACGUUGUCCCGACAUCUCUCCCUGCACACAGAAGAGAGAAAAUACAAAUGCCAUUUGUGCCCCUAUGCUGCUAAGUGCCGUGCUAACCUGAACCAGCACCUGACUGUCCAUUCCGUGAAGCUGGUGAGUACAGACACUGAGGACAUUGUCAGCGCUGUCACUUCCGAAGGCAGUGAUGGAAAGAAGCACCCUUAUUACUACAGUUGUCAUGUAUGUGGAUUUGAAACUGAGAUGAAUGUCCAGUUUGUCAGUCAUAUGUCGCUUCAUGUGGAUAAAGAACAGUGGAUGUUUUCUAUUUGCUGCACAGCCUGUGAUUUUGUGACCAUGGAAGAGUCAGAGAUGAAGGCUCAUGUCGCCACCAAGCACACAGGUGAAGAGAGAAAGACACCCAGUGAUUCAAACAGCCCUUCUUCUUCUUCCCUGUCCGCACUUAGUGAUUCUGCCAACAGUAAAGAGGAUGCAGAUAUCAGCCCCAAACCCAAGGGUCCAAACAACCUGCUAGUUAUUUCUGUAGUGCCUGGUAGCCAGACCAUAUUAAAUGCGGAAGAAAAGUCAGAGAAAGGUUUUGAAUGUGUUUUCUGUAACUUUGUCUGCAAAACAAAAAAUAUGUUUGAGCGCCAUUUGCAAAUCCACCUUAUCACACGGAUGUUUGAAUGUGAUGUGUGCCACAAGUUCAUGAAGACUCCUGAGCAAUUACUGGAGCACAAGAAAUGCCACACUGUCCCCACCGGUGGGCUCAAGUGCCCGUUCUGCAUUUAUUCCACAAACCGUCCAGCAGCGAUGGAAUGCCAUUUGAAGACCCACUACAAAAUGGAGUACAAGUGCCGGAUCUGCCAGGCAGUGAAAGCCAAUCAGUUGGAGCUGGAAAUGCACAUUCGGGAGCAUCGCCUUGGCAACCAUUACAAAUGUGACCAGUGCGGCUACCUUUCCAAGACGGCCAACAAGCUGAUCGAGCAUGUGCGCGUACACACUGGGGAGCGCCCUUUUCACUGUGACCAGUGCAGCUACAGCUGCAAGCGCAAAGACAAUCUCAACCUGCACAAGAAGCUCAAGCAUGCACCGCGGCAGACUUUCAGCUGCGAAGAGUGCCUCUUCAAGACCACCCACCCUUUUGUCUUCAGCCGCCAUGUGAAGAAGCACCAAAACGGGGACUGCUUCGAAGAGGAGAAAAAGGGCCAGGGAUCAAGCUCUAAGGAAGCCAGCCCUCUCCUUGCAGGCAGCAGUCCCCGGAGCCUCUUGUCACCUCUUUCCAUGAUGUCCGCCUCCCAGGCUCUCCAAACAGUGGCCAUGACGGCUGCUCAAAGUGGGGGUGCGGAGCCAAACCUGGCACUUAAGGCCUUGGCCAUCAAUGGCACUUCCCUCUGCUUUGACAAGUAUCGAAACUCUGAGUUUGCCCACCUCAUUCCCUUGACCAUGUUUUUUCCUAAGAACCACUUUGAGAUCACAUUCCAUGCGCCCCAGCCACAGACUGUACGCCUGGGUGACACAUCGCCGAAGCACUCCUUCCUCGCCUACCUUGGACUCACCGAAAGGGCAGAAACUGUCUGAGGGCAGCCACAUUCUGUACCAAAAAUACUCCAAACACACCCAAGAGACACCCAGCAGGUAUAUACGUUGUUGCAAACCAUACCCAGGUAUGGCUGGCUGAACCUUUGUACUAUAGAUCAUUAGUCGUGAGAUAUAAGAAAACAAAAUGGCUCUGUGUGUCUCUUUAAUGCAUUGACAUGAAGGCUGCUUUAUUAAAAACUUCAGAGAGGUGACCUCCUUCAUUCUUCUACUUUCAGAGGCAUGUCCCCAGCACUCUUAACUUAAAAACUCUUUUUUUGUCUUGUUUAACGCUGAACAAGAGUGUCCUUAAUGGCAAUCAGCACUUGCUAAGAUUACAUAUUGAUGCAUUUUCCUUUGGGUUUGUGAGUGCGAAUGUGUCUGAAAGAGAGUCAGUGUGCCAUGACAUUACUUUUGCACAUCCUUUUGUAAUGGCUUAUUUAAUAUGAACACAUAAAGCUGCCUUAUACCACGUCAGACCAGUGGUCCAUCUCGCCUAGUAUUGUCUGCUCUGCCUGGCAGCACAGCACUUCUCUGAGCUUCUCAAGCAGAAGUCUUUCCCAGCAUCUGUCGCCUGAGAAGCUCUUGCCUGGAGAGGCUGGGGAUUGAACCUGGGACUUCGAUACAUGCAAAGCAUGUGCUCUACCUACCAUUGAGCAGCACCCUUGCCCCUUGCGAUAAUGAUUGCGGUUCUCCAUGCUCACCACUUUGCCUGCUUCUCUUUCUUUUGCAGUUAUCCGAACAUGGGAACAGCAAUGCUUGGUUCAAGCAGUGUUGGCAAACCAGUCAGUACUACUUCGAAUGUGCUAUAGAAUAGUUGUUGGUUAGGAAUUCUCCUCUCUGAGAAUUCAAAGAUCAGGGCAGAAGUAGUUGAGAAGAAACUAUUAUUUUCAGCCUUUCAAGGUGAGGGCUGUUUCACAUGUUACCAUUUUUCAACAUGGAAAUAAUCUCUGCAUGGGCAAAUGGAUUAUACCCAGUCAUGUUUGUCAUAAUAUGAAUGUGUUCUUUCCCUACCUCUCUCUCUCUCUCUCUCUCUCUCUCUCUCUCUCUCUCUCUCUACACCACAAAUUGGUUAGCCUCUGCACAUUUAUGCUGCUUGGAGGUUGUGUUCCAUGAAAACAAACAAAAACAAUGCACUUCUGCCUCUUUUGGAAAUGUUGUAGUGCAGAUGCAUGUUCCAACACAGAGAUUAUGUCUAUAGAGGAAAAAUGUAUGAAGCAGCCUGGAAUAUAGAAUACUGACAUACAGGAAAGCGCACCCGGUCCUUUAAACAGCAAGUGCAUUUUGAGCAUGUCCAAGGUCUUCUGUUAUAAUCGUGUAAACUAUGGGCUGUUUUCCCCCCCAAUACUUUUUUGUACUUGAGUAUAGUGCAGCUGUCCAGGAGCAAAGUUCAGCAUGCCAGCAUCCAUUUUAAAUGGAACGUAUGCACUACAUUUAAAUUACUGUAUUUCUUCCAUUCUAAGAUUGCUGUCAAUUGUAAGACGCACACAAAUUUCAGUACCACCACCAAAAAAUAAAAUACGUAUGAUUCUACAAGGGGCGUUCAUUAAAGAUUUCCCCUGACCCACUUCUAUUUAUCACAGGACAUUGAAACUGCACAUGUGUAAUGUUAUAAAUAUCUAUAGGUUAGGUGUCAAUUUACAACUCAGAACUGCUAAUGGCCUUGAUUUUACAGGUGCUGAAAUGGUGUGAGGUCUGAUAAUGGAGUCAGUGGAAUACAGAGCAGUCAUCAAGUUCCUUUACUUGAAAGGCCGCACACCAAAGGAGACGUUCAAUAAGAUUAAAGAGGUUUAUGGUGAUGAUUCCCCAUCAUUUGAUGUAGUCAAGAACUGGCAUCAUCAAUUCAAAUGUAGUCGGACUUUGGUGUAAACAGCUCCGAUUCCAGGGCAACCCCACUCUGCUAUUGAUGAACACACCAUCCAGCAAGUGGAGGUCACCAUUUUGGAAAAUUGUCACAUAACCAUUUGCCACCUAGCCCAAAUUGUCAAUAUUGGUGUGGGGUCCAUGGAAAAAAAUCAUGCAAGAUCAUUUUCACAUGCAUAAGGUAUCUGCUCACUGGGUCCCCCGGCUGCUCACACCUUUCCAGAAGCAGGAACAAGUGGAAUGUUCUCAGGCUCUAUUGACGAUGUGCCAUGGAAACCAGGAGGAGUUUUUCAACAGACUGAUCAUAUAGGAUGAAAACUGGGUCCAUCGCUAUGAUCCUGCGACUAAAGUCCAGUUGAUGCAAUGGAAGCAUCAUGACUCACCGCCUCCAAAGAAGGCACGUGCCCAACUCUCGGCAGGCAAGGUCUUGCUCACAGUAUUUUGGGACCAACACAGAGUAGUAUUGAUGGAUUUCUUAGCAAAGGGUACCAUGAUUACUAGGGCAUAAUAUGCUUCACUGCUGCGGAAAUUGCGAGAGGCCAUCAAAACCAAGAGACGUGGCAUGCUCACCAAAGGUGUCCACCUUCUGCAAGACAAUGCACCAGUUCACAACUCACAUGUUGCCCAAAUGGAAGCAUGCUCCUGUGGCUUUGAAAUUCUGCCGCAUCCCCCGUAUUCACCCGACCUCACACCAUCGGACUUCCACCUCUUUCCAACAAUGAAGUUAUUUUUGAAGGGCAAACAUUUUUCAGAUGGUGAGAUUCUGAUUUCUGAAGUCACAGCGUAGCUUUUGGAGCAACCUGUGCAAGUUGUUUACAGUUGCUUAAAAAGAUGGGAGAAGUGUGUGUCCCUAGGUGGCACCUAUGUAGAAAAGGACUAAUAACUCUGCCAAGCUUCGUUUCCCUCAGUCCACAGGAAGUGGGUCAGGGGAAAUCUUUAAUUAAUGCCCCUCAUAAAAUGCACCCCAAUUUUAGAGAUGUUUACAUGGAUGAGAAAGUGUGCCUUAGAAUCGAAGAAAUACAGUAUUUCCCCCAUUAUGCUUCUGUCUAGUUUGCUAAGAAAAUUAGUGAUUUAAAGGCAUGUGCUCAGUUCAAACUGAUGCAAGGCAAGACUAGCACAUGGGGAAGGGGGUGGGUGAGAAAAUAAUAGGAAGCAGCCUUCAGAUGAGAUCAAACAUGAUCAUUCUUGCCUCAAUUCAGUGGUUACGUUGUUUUGCAAAAUCAAGAGUGUACAUUCAACCAUGAUGAAAUCUAGGAAAGGGGAUAUUAAAAAAGGAAGGGUUUGGUGAAUUCUGGGUAGAAAUGCUCAGACUAAAUAAAGGCGGGUUUUGCACAGUGCUUGAGUCUUGCACUAAUAUGUUUCUCACGAGCAAAAAACAUAAAUAAAUAAAGAUAAGAAGUGUAGAAAAAAGGUUUUGUUGUCUGAAAACGUACCAGAUUGUAUAUUUGAAAAGUUAAUGGCGAGUUCUUUUAAGCAGAAAGAGCAAAAAAAAAGG
Messenger RNA from Anolis sagrei ordinatus, 8029 nucleotides. RefSeq names its product zinc finger protein 827 (gene ZNF827). Gene Ontology annotation, biological process: positive regulation of transcription by RNA polymerase II. Gene Ontology annotation, cellular component: nucleus. NCBI's taxonomy places the organism in Eukaryota, Metazoa, Chordata, Lepidosauria, Squamata, Anolidae. The record is from RefSeq and is a predicted model, not a curated record. Gene Ontology annotation, molecular function: DNA-binding transcription factor activity, RNA polymerase II-specific; RNA polymerase II transcription regulatory region sequence-specific DNA binding.